AUGUUUCUCUCCUUCUUCUUCUUCUUCUGCGGCUUAGCGCUCAUUACUCAGGUGAAGGUAGAAGGAUGUCAGCAACCUAAGAACGUAUUUCUGUUGGCCGGACAAAGCAACAUGUCCGGGAGAGGAGGCAACCAUAACGACACCAACAACAUCGUCAAAUGGAACGGCAAAAUCCCUCCGGAAUGCGCUUCCAACAAAAACAUCCUCCGACUAAAUGCAAACGAGACCUGGGAGGAAGCCCAUGAGCCUCUCCACAAUGAUAUUGAUUAUUUGAAGACCUGUGGGAUUGGACCCGGGAUGCCUUUUGCGAACGCAAUCUUGGCCGCCAAAGACCCGAGCCUGAGGAGCAUUGGUCUGGUCCCCUGUGCUAUAGGAGGAACCAGGAUAAUAGAAUGGUCUCGAGGGACUAGAUUAUACCGGCGGCUGGUGGAUAGGGCAAAAGCCUCCUUGACUUGUGGGGGCAAAAUUCGGGCGCUACUUUGGUACCAAGGUGAGAGCGACACGUCACGGCAUGAUUCCAAGUUAUAUAAGGUCAGAUUGGAGAAAUUCUUCAACGAUCUCCGACAUGAUCUCAACCAUCCUAACCUCCCCAUAAUCAUGGUUGGAAUAUGCUCAGCAGAUCAAGGCCCAUUUAUGAAUCGUAUAAGAAUUGUUCAGCUGAAUUAUAAUGAUACAAAUGUGAAGGCUGUUGAUGCCAUGGGAUCAACCUUUAUAGCAGAUCAGAAGCACUUGGACACCAAGUCCCAGAUUCGCGUCGGUCAGAAACUGGCCGCCGCCUUUCUUUCGUCCUUUGCUCAUCCCCACUAG
This is a messenger RNA of Corylus avellana, 807 nucleotides long. The record is from RefSeq and is a predicted model, not a curated record. Lineage: Eukaryota; Viridiplantae; Streptophyta; Magnoliopsida; Fagales; Betulaceae.